Nicotiana attenuata is the source of this 3186-nucleotide messenger RNA. Its product is annotated as putative U-box domain-containing protein 42. NCBI's taxonomy places the organism in Eukaryota, Viridiplantae, Streptophyta, Magnoliopsida, Solanales, Solanaceae. Gene Ontology annotation, molecular function: protein binding; ubiquitin-protein transferase activity. The coding region runs from base 45 to 3155 and encodes 1036 amino acids. The transcript is spliced from 4 exons. The record is from RefSeq and is a predicted model, not a curated record. Gene Ontology annotation, biological process: protein ubiquitination.
UUAGAGUUUUUCAGAACUUGCAAAACACUGAAAUCUUCUUCUUGAUGGCCAUUUCUGGCAGUACAGAUUCUGAUUUCAUUCAGAUCAAUGGAGAAAGGGAUAGAGUUGGCAUACUUGCUGAAUCUUUAUUGGAAAAUAUUUCAGAGUUUACAAAAUCAGUGGUUUCAAUAGAUGUAGAAAAAGAGAAUUUCAUUGAGAUAGGAAGCUACUUAUACCGCGCUUCUGCACUCAUAAUGGAGUUGCAAAUAGGAACAAAUACAACAUCAAAUGUGAUAGACAAAUUACAGUCUAUGUUAGGAAGUGUGCAUCUUGCUAAUGAGCUUAUAAAAAAAGGCCAAAACUAUAGGCAGAAGAAUCAGUUAAUUGAACCAAGUAUUGUCAUAGAACAACUUCACGUUGUGAACAGACAUGUCGCGGAAGGAUUAAGUCUCAUACCAUCCUCUUUUUAUGGGGAACAAGAAUGUGCAGAAAUCGCAGCUAAGUCUCUCUCGAAAGAUAUGAAAAGUGCAGCAUUUGUAGCCAGAAAAAUUCUGGUUUCAGACCAAAAAGAGCUUGAAGUUCACAUGUUCACUUCAAGGGAAUUUUUGACAAAUGAAACAGCAGAAAGAGACACAGAAACAGAUCUUUACUCUAUCAAUAUUGAUGUUUCCAUGGAAAACAUUCGGUUAGCUGAUUCAACCAAUAUUUAUAUAAGUGACAAUUCCAGAAGCAGUAUCAGCAGAAGCUUACAUCUUCAGAAUCAUGGGAACUGUAGCGCUCGUUCUGAAUCUGAGUACAUGGAACCUCUAUAUGAAACAUUCUUUUGUCCAUUGACAAAGAAGAUUAUGGAGGAUCCAGUCACAAUAGAAAGUGGAGUAACAUAUGAGAAGGAAGCCAUUUCAGAAUGGAUCAACAAGUUUGAUAACCACGAAGAAAUAUCCUGUCCAAAGUCAGGCCAGAAGCUAAAGAGUAGAAAUCUGAGCACUAAUGUGGCAUUGAAAGCAACGAUAGAUGAAUGGAAAGAAAGAAAUGAAACAGCAAGGAUCAAAGCUGCAAGAGCAGCUUUGUCUUCAGCCAGUAGUACACAGGAUAUAAUACUCAAAGCAAUCGAAGAUUUGCAAAUCAUCUGCCUCAGAAAGCCAUACAAUAAGGUACAAGUUCUUAGCAUUGGUAUAAUACCACUGCUUGGAAAUUUACUGGACAACAGAAGCAGAAGCAUAAGAUGUGCAACACUGGAAUUGUUGCGACAUUUGGCUGAAGAUGAUGAUGAGGAAUUAAUUGCCCAAAUUAUCGAUAUUUCUACAGUCACAAGGAUGCUGUCGAGUAAUCACAGACCCAUUAGGCAUGCAUCACUUAGCCUUUUGCUUGAGGUUUCGAAAUCCCAGUUUCUGUGUGAUAAUAUUGGGGAAGUUCCCGGAGCCAUCCUCAUGCUGAUAACAGCCAAAUACAGACAUUCCGAUGAUGCAUUUGUCGCAGAUAAAGCUGAUGAAGUCUUGAAAAGCUUGGAGAAAUAUCCGUGCAACAUCAAACACAUGGCUGAAAAUGGAUAUCUAGAGCCACUUUUAUAUCAUCUUAUUGAAGGCAGUGAAGAGAUGAAAAUGGAGAUGGCACGAUACCUCGGGGAAAUAGUGCUUGGACUUGACAGCAUAACCUACGUUGCUGAGAAAGCUUCUCCUUCUUUGAUCAAAAUGGUAGAGAGUGGAAAUUCCUUGAGCAGGAAUGCAGCAUUUGGAGCUCUACAACAAAUUUCUUCUCACCAUUCAAAUGCUAACACACUUGUAGAAUCUGGCCUUGUCCAAAUCAUGGUUGAAGAGAUUUUCACUCAAGCAAUUCACGAUGAGCAAAUCAACUCGAAGAAAGAAGCAGCUGGUAUACUUGCAAAUGUGCUCGAGUCUGGAUUAGAGCUAGAGAAUCUUCAAGUUAAUGGGCGUGGCCACACAUUGGCUUCGGACUACAUGAUAUUCAACUUCAUUCAGAGGAUAAAAAACUCGACUCCUGAAGAAAUGAAUUUCCACCUUGUCAGAAUCCUAAUAUGCUUGAUGAAGUAUCCCAAAGCAUCAUCUACCAUUAUUUCUGUGAUCAAAGAGACAGAUGCGAGCUACAAUCUGAUUGAGCUCAUAAAUAACCCCAAUGAAGAACUCAGCAUUGUUGCGCUGAAGCUUCUUAUCGCUUUCUCUCCUUUCAUGGGGCAUACAAUUUCAGACAGAUUAUGCAAAACCAAAGGACAACCCGAGAGCCUAAUUCAUGCUCCACCUGGAAGUCCUCGAGUCACAGAAAAGCAAGCGGUCUCCGCCACUCUUUUAGCAAAGCUUCCCCAUCAAAACAUGACACUCAAUCUAGCAUUGGUCAAUAAAAAUACAAUUCCUGCAAUCAUUGAACAAAUCAACAAAAUCCAUGUAAGCGGAACAAGAACAAGCAGGUACACAAGUGCAUAUUUUGAUGGUCUAGUAGGAAUUCUUGUCAGAUUGACAACAAUACUGUACGAUCAUCAAAUUUUGCACGUAGUAAGAACGUUCAACUUCACGUACAUAUUCACAGAGUUACUCGUGAAAACAUCAAGCGAUGAGGUCAAGAAGUUAUCAGCAAUUGGUCUAGGGAACUUAUCAAAGCAAUCAGUCAAUUUAUCAAAACCACCACCAAUCAAGAACAACAAGUACAUAAAAUCUUUUCUGCUAAGAAGAUGUAUGUCUCUUCAUUCAAAGACUCAGAAAGUACCUUUAUGCCCAGUUCACCGCGGUGUUUGUUCUGCUGAAGACAGUUUCUGCUUAAUUGAUGCUAAAGCAAUUGAAAGGCUACUAUCUUGCUUGCACCAUGAAAAUGUGGAAGUAGUUGAAGCAGCAUUAUCAGCUAUAUCGACGUUACUAGACGAUAAAGUUGAUAUGGACAAGAGUGUUAACUUACUGAUUGAGAUGCAAACCAUUCAGCAUGUGCUGAAUGUGGUGAAGGAGCAUAGAGAAGAUGUUUUGUGGCACAAAUCAUUUUGGUUGAUUGAGAAGUUUCUUUCAAAAGGUGGGGACAAAUCUGCUUCAGAUAUAUCACAGGACAGGUUGUUUCCUGCUACUGUAGUCAGUGCAUUUCAACAUGGAGAUAUUUGUACUAGACAAAUGGCUGAGAAAAUCUUGAUGCAUUUGAACAAAAUGCCAUAUUUUGCCAAUACUGCCAGUUUUACCACAUAAAAUCUGUAGUACCAUUUUGUAAAAAAUUGUU